AUGGAUGCCCAUGCCCACCUUCUCUCCCUUGGCUGGGCUGGACCGGGCCACUCCCUUGACUCGCGACCAUACAAACAAAAGGGCCACCGCGGACUCGCCUACGAUCCCUCCUCAGUCGGCAACACGGGCAACGGCCUCGUGAAGCCUCUACUUAUCUCUCAACGCCAGGGCCGCCUGGGCAUCGGGAGGAAGGCCCAUGAACCACAAGCGGGCAAUGAAUGGUGGUUAAAAGGCUUUGAAACUGCAUUGGGCAAUAUUGGCAAAAGCGAGAGCGAGAGAAGUAGCGGGACCUCUACCCCAGUUAGGGCCGAACACACAAGAGGCGGAGGCAAACAUGGUGGACUGUACAGCUUUUUCAUCAAGGGUCAGGAGAUGGAAGGUACAAUUGGCAAACCUGAUGAGAGUGAGAUAAAGCGGUUUUCAAAGAAACGGAAGAGCGAUGUACUUGAGGAUGACGAGGAAGAGGAACAAACUGCCACAUCCAAGAAGCAGAAGAAGGCAACAGCCGAAUUCGAACAGAUAGGCGCAUACUUAGCCCUUCGCGACAAAGAUGAAAAACGGAGAGUGCGAACGGAGAGACCCAGUCCGGUCGAGGAAUUUCGACAAGUGAGUGAAUACCUCGAGGCGAGGGAAGAGAAGAAAGUUAAGAAGAAAAAGCGGAAAUCAGAAAUACCACCUUCUGAAAAUGAAGUUGACCCACUGAUUGAAGAACAAGAUCAAGGACAAGAGAAACGAUCAGCACGUCCUGAAAGGAAAGAGAAUAGACGCGAGCGUCGACGGCAGAGGCGAGAGGAGAAGAAACUCGAAUCUAAAUUUGUUGAGGCUGAAGAUGCUGCUGCAAAAGCUGCUAGAUGUACAGGGCGGAAGAGAAGGAAAGCUGAGAAAGGUGCCCACCCGUUAUGA
Molecule: messenger RNA, 903 nt
Organism: Rhinocladiella mackenziei CBS 650.93
Lineage: Eukaryota; Fungi; Ascomycota; Eurotiomycetes; Chaetothyriales; Herpotrichiellaceae
Exons: 1
Coding region: 1-903 (300 amino acids)
Source: RefSeq, a predicted model, not a curated record